UGGCUACUCUAUCAUCCCACUUGUGACAUCUUUAUCAGACCACACCCUUACAUCACAGCAACCGUCCAACAUACCUAAAGGUAGUCGCCUACUAGGUCGGAAGUACUACAGUACUAAUCCAUUGUGCCUGGUGGGUUUCUGCAACUUGCACAGAUAUUCCCAGAAUCCCCUGCAUCACGGCCGCCAGAGGUGAUCAACCAAAUCAACAUGGCUAUGUAUCAACACGCUAGGCAUUACUCGCCCGUACAUAGCCUUCGAAGCCAAUGGGCUUGUAGGCUACAAAUGCCAACAAGCAGCCGACGUUUCUUCACCACCUGCCAACCACUACAUGGCUCAUAUGCAGACACUCUGCCGUCUCUUCGGAUCAACAGCAACACGCGCGUGAUUUUUCAGGGCUUUACAGGAAAACAGGCCACAGCAAAUGCUAAGGACUCUUUAGCAUGGGGGACCAAGAUAGUCGGUGGUGUGAUCCCGGGCCGCACCGGAGAGCAUCUCGGCCUUCCCGUGCUACCUUCCGUACGCCAGCCGGACGCAACAGGCAUCUAUGUUGCCGCCCAUCAGGCCCCCGGGGCUAUCGAAGAGGCCAUCGAAGCCGAAGUACCACUUAUAGUCGCUGUCGCCGAGCAUAUUCCAGUUCACGACAUGCUCAGAAUCCACUCCAUGCUCAAGACUCAGUCCAAGUCGAGACUUGUCGGUCCUAACUCUCCCGGCAUCAUCUCGGCUGUAGGGAAGUGUCGAGUAGGGUUCCAACCAUUGCCAUGCUUUUCGCCAGGGCGGGUGGGAAUUGUAGCCAAAUCAGGCACUUUGAGUUACGAAACUGUUGCAUCAACCACCAGGGCCGGGCUUGGACAGAGUCUGUGCAUAGGCGUGGGCGGCGACAUGGUACCUGGAACGGACAUGGUAGAAGCGUUGAGUGUCCUUGAGAAAGAUCCAGACACUGAAGCCAUCGCUUUGAUUGGUGAGAUCGGUGGAAUGGGAGAGCUCGAGGCUGCAGCUUGGAUCAAAGAAUACUACUCUCGUAGUAAAUCUCCCAAGCCGAUUAUUGGUCUUAUAGCCGGCGUAAAUGAGGCACCGGGCCGCAUAAUGGGGCAUGCCGGUGCUUUUACGUUCCUUGGAGAACCUACUGCAAAGGCGAAGAUCGCAGCACUCGAGGAAUCUGGUGUGACCAUGGUUAAUCACCCAGCCAAAAUAGGCGAUACUCUAAAGACAAAGUUGCGAGAAGGCACAACUGGGUCCGGCACGACGAGCAGAUCCCAACCUUUCGCGACUGGCAUGCAAAGGCGUCAGCUUCACUUUAUGAGAGGGCCCGGACGGCGUUCUCCCGCGGCCAGUCUAUCUGUCCAUAACAAGCAGCAGUAUCAACAACGACGGAGUAUAUAUCUCGAUGUAAACCAAUGCUUUGAUGAGCUCCGCGCCCGCGGCGGGAUAAACUGCGGCCCCUAUUCCGGCCAUGGCACCCGCCGCCUUCUAGCCGUCGGCAUCGAUCGCUCAGCACGAUCUCCUGCCAUCCUGGUCGCCCCUUCUAUCGAAGACUGGAUGGAAGGGGCCCAGCGCACCUCCGCGCCGGUCAAGAGCUUUCCGUUUGACUACCGCCGGGGACCCGACGAAUUGGCCAUCGAACGGCUCGCGAGCUACCUCCAGCUGAGCAACAAGGGAGACAGCGCGGUCGACUCACUCCGGCGGCUCAUCGAGACCUUGACCACUCUGUUCUAUGAAAAGGAGGGACUCCUCCUGACGACGCACAUCGUCGAGCGACUCAGAGAAAUAAAAGUCGUUCACGCCCGCUUUGCCUUCGAUCAAGCCACCUUCCGCAACGGCACGCCUCCGGACAAGAUCAAGGCUAUGUAUGUCCGCGCUACCGAUGAGCCGGCCGAGGUCAAGGCGGAACGGAGCGGCAUCGUGUACAUCAAGCUGCCCGGGGAGGACGCAACCAUCGGGACGCUGGUGAACGGGGCCGGGCUGGCCAUGAACACGGUCGACGCUCUUGCGGACGCGGGCGGGAAGGCGGCCAACUUCUUGGACACAGGCGGCAAAGCUACGAGUGAGACGGUGAAAGAAAGCUUUAUGAUCAUAUUGCAGGACCCGCGCGUGCGUGUGGUAUUUGUGAAUAUCUUUGGAGGACUGACACGGGGUGAUAUGAUUGCCCACGGCAUCGUUGUGGCCUUUAAGGAGCUGUCGCUUACGGUUCCGGUUGUGGUGAGAAUCAGGGGUACGAACGAGACGGAGGGACAGAAGAUCACUGCGGAUAGUCAGCUGCCGCUUUAUGCGUUUGAUGAUUUUGAGGUGGCGGCGGCCAAGGCGAUCGAGUUGUCUCGCAGGUAGAUGGAUAGUUUUGCGGGUGAUUGUUCAAAUCGUUGCCAGAUGACGUCAAGCAAAAUAAGGCGAAAAGCUGAAAAAGAAAAAAAAAAAAAAG
This is a messenger RNA of Neurospora hispaniola, 2413 nucleotides long. RefSeq names its product succinyl-CoA synthetase-like protein. The coding region runs from base 208 to 2322 and encodes 704 amino acids. Gene Ontology annotation, cellular component: succinate-CoA ligase complex (ADP-forming); mitochondrion. Gene Ontology annotation, molecular function: succinate-CoA ligase (ADP-forming) activity; succinate-CoA ligase (GDP-forming) activity. Gene Ontology annotation, biological process: tricarboxylic acid cycle. The record is from RefSeq and is a predicted model, not a curated record. The transcript has 7 exons. Lineage: Eukaryota; Fungi; Ascomycota; Sordariomycetes; Sordariales; Sordariaceae.